Messenger RNA from Rhizophagus irregularis DAOM 181602=DAOM 197198, 2424 nucleotides. RefSeq lists its product as uncharacterized. Gene Ontology annotation, molecular function: NAD+-protein mono-ADP-ribosyltransferase activity; NAD+ poly-ADP-ribosyltransferase activity. Gene Ontology annotation, biological process: protein poly-ADP-ribosylation; double-strand break repair. Gene Ontology annotation, cellular component: nucleolus. Lineage: Eukaryota; Fungi; Glomeromycota; Glomeromycetes; Glomerales; Glomeraceae. The record is from RefSeq and is a predicted model, not a curated record.
CCACACACAGGAAAUUUUUUGACAACAGAUAUAAAAGCGUGUCUCGUUCACUCUAAUUUUUGAUAAAAAAAAAAAACCUUUAAUUUUUGAUUUUUAUUCUUUUUUAUCAAAAAUUUUACGUGUUUUAAGUUUUAUAAGUCAUGUCUUCUAUUUUUGACAAUUGUUAUAUUACAUUCUCUGGCGUGUUUAAUGCUGGUAAUCACGCUCUCCUUGGUUCUAUUAUUCGCGAGCAUGGUGGUCAAGUUGCUUCAAGUUUAUCAAAAAGGUCUACUCACUUGGUGGUCACCGAAGAAGACUAUAAAAAACAAAGUUCAAAGGUCCUAGCUACCAAAACUAAAUUUGAUAAAGUAUCAAUUGUAACUUGGAAGUGGGUUGAAGAUUCUAUCGAAAAAGAAACAAAACUCCUUGAAUCAAAUUAUGCUCCUUCAGAUAAUACCGAUGAUAUUGAUAUGGAAGACGCGAAUGACGACUCUACUGUAAAUAGAAAACAUAAGCAAAGUGAUGAUAAGAACGAUCAAGUUAAUAAUGAUGAUCAAGAUAACAAUGAAGUCCUUCCUUCACGAAAACGUAGACGUGUUGCUAAGAAAGAUGCGAUUAAUGACAAUGAUCAUGAUCAAAGUACUACUACUGCAACUACUUUAGUUGAUACCACUUCAACUAUACAAAAAAAUACCACUACAAUUUCUACUAGUUAUCAAGUUGAUCAGAAUGACGAAGUUGCAGAAACUCGAAUUGUCGAAGAAAAAAAAAUGGUCAAGGUUGUGCUUAAGGGUAAAGCGCCGGUUGAUGAAGCCUUCGAUAAUAAGAAUUCUGUACACGUUUAUUCUGAAGGAGAAAUUGUUUGGGAUGCUCUUCUUAAUUGCACCAAUAUUGGGAAUAAUAAUAAUAAAUUUUAUAUUAUUCAACUUUUGCAAACCGAUUCUUUUAAAGAAUACUACGUUUUUAAUAAGUGGGGAAGAGUUGGAUAUUCUAAUAAUCAAACGAGCUGUUAUGGUCCUACCACAUCAUUGGAUCAAGCAAAACGCGAGUUCAACAAAAAAUUUAGAAUCAAGACUAGUAAUGAUUGGUUAACUGUAUGUCAAGAUUUCACUAAAUUUGUUCCAAGUAAUGGUAAAUAUACUUUAUUGAAACGCGACUACGAUGAUGAUGAAAAAGAAGACGAACAAAAAGAUAAAAAAGAUAAAAAGAAAACCAAGAAUAAAGAAAAAGAAGAAUCUAAACCCAUUCCAGAAUCAACCCUUCAUCCAAAGGUUCAAGAUAUCGUGAAUAUGAUAUUUGAUGUGAACCAGUGGAAGGAGGCAAUGAAGGAGUUUGAGUAUGAUUCUGUCAAAUUACCUUUGGGUAAAAUUGGAAAAUCCACAAUUAAUCAAGGAUAUGGUAUACUUAAACGGAUAGAAUCUGUGCUAAUGGGAAAAUCUACUGAAAAUUUGGAAACUUUGUCUAAUAAUUUUUACACAGUCAUUCCACAUUAUUUUGGCAUGAGAAAACCACUUAUCAUCAAUAGCUUGAAUUUACUAAAGGCUAAAUUGGAGAUGGUUGAAACCUUGGGAGAAAUUGAAAUCGCUAAUUCCUUGAAUAUUGAACGUGAAGUUGAUAUCAAUCCACUGGAUGCUCACUACAAUACUCUUAAAUUAGAUAGGUUGGAACCUUUGGAUCAUGAAUCUAUAGAAUUUAAAAUGGUGGUUAAUUAUGUUAAUAAUACGCAUGGUGUCACACACUCUCAUUUUAAACUUGAUGUCUUGGAAGUGUUUGACUUGGAACGUAAAGGAGAAAGAGAAAGAUUUCAACCAUUUUCAAAAUUACAUAAUAGAGCUUUGUUAUGGCAUGGAAGUCGUAUAACUAACUUUGCAGGGAUCUUAAGUCAAGGAUUACGUAUUGCGCCUCCGAAUGCGCCUGUGUCAGGUUAUAUGUUUGGAAAAGGAGUUUAUUUUGCGGAUAUUGUAUCAAAAUCAGCGCAAUAUGUUCAUUGUAAUUAUGGAAGCAACAUUGGUCUCAUGCUCUUAAGCGAAGUCGCAUUAGGAGACAUGCUUGAGUUAAACAAUUCAGAUUAUAAUGCAGACCAAGAAGCAAAAAAGCAAUCAAAACAUUCUGUUAAAGGUUGUGGCAGAAUCAUUCCUGAUCCUGAAAGCUUUAUCACUUUGGAAAAUGGCUGUGUUAUUCCUUGUGGUAAAAACAAAGAUAUAUCAGGCGGUGGUCAUUGCUUAUACUAUAAUGAAUAUAUUGUUUAUGAUGAAGCUCAAAUUAUGCAAAAAUAUUUGAUUAAAAUGAAAUUUAAUUAUAAUAAUAAGUAUUAUUAGCGAAAUUAUUUAAAUUUGCAGUUAAGAUCGUUAAAAAUACUUUAUUAUAUUUAGUAAUUUUAUAUUUUUAUUCACAAUAUCUUAUAUAUAUUUUAUCAUAAAUUAGUUUGGGGUUUUUUAAAUAAAU